Molecule: messenger RNA, 5763 nt
Organism: Anguilla anguilla (European eel)
Lineage: Eukaryota; Metazoa; Chordata; Actinopteri; Anguilliformes; Anguillidae
Gene: gsk3ba
Product: glycogen synthase kinase 3 beta, genome duplicate a
Exons: 11
Coding region: 816-2090 (424 amino acids)
Biological process (GO): insulin receptor signaling pathway; extrinsic apoptotic signaling pathway in absence of ligand; protein phosphorylation
Cellular component (GO): cytosol; axon; glutamatergic synapse
Molecular function (GO): protein serine/threonine kinase activity; beta-catenin binding; ATP binding
Source: RefSeq, a predicted model, not a curated record
CGUCUUAUGGGUCGGAGUGACAAAGAGAGCGAGCAGAGACCGACGGAGAAGGAAUAAAAAAGAAAUUCUGAAUUUGUGGAGUGGUGUUAGAAUUGUUUCCCUGAGAAAGAGGCUCGGAAGGUGGUUUUACGACUGAUCGUCCGAUUGCUGCGAGAUCUGAUUAUUACUUCCGUGUUUAUGGGGACGGACGUGUUUGGACUUUUGUGUGAAUUAUAUGAUUUUACAUCGGGAAAUUUGAAUUUUUUCAUUUGAAUUGUUGGUUGGGUUGAGUAAGGGAGCCGCCAUGGCUGGAGCUGUCGGAUCAUUGAGCCUCAACCUCAGUAUAUGAAUAAUUAUUAUACUAUGCUAUAAUAAUUGCCAGAAUUUAAAAAAUAGCUAACAUAUUAGACUUUUUGUUACUAAGUAUCACCUAUUUGACUGGUGCCGUUUUAUGACUUAAACACAACUAAUAAGUUGUUUUUAAAAUAGCCAAACUAGCAAAGGACAUUUUAAUGAGAUAAUUUGUUGUUAAAGACGUAUUUCUGCUGUAGGCCUUGUGAUAAGAACAGAAGAGGAAGAAGAUUACAGAAUCCGGGAAAGGAUGGUUUGAGAAAACCCAGUAUCGGUGGACGGGAGAAGUACUUAUCGUCAGCUAUUGAGAAAACGAUUUGGGAAGGAACGGGCGGACAGAGGAGUUGCUUGUCUCUUUUCAUGCAUUAAUACUGUAACGAUUGUUGCUACAAUCGUACUGUUAGGUCGAAAGACGAACGAUUAACAACGCGAAGAAUACCGUUCUAGCGAGAGACGGAGAAGAGGAAAGGAUUUGGAAUUGGAAUAUGUCGGGUCGGCCCAGAACCACCUCCUUUGCAGAAAGCUGCAAACCAGUGCCGCAGCCGUCGACGUUUGGUAACAUGAAAGUCAGCAGAGAUAAGGACGGCAGUAAGGUGACCACGGUGGUGGCCACGCCGGGCCAGGGCCCCGACCGGCCGCAGGAGGUCAGCUACUCGGACACCAAGGUGAUCGGGAACGGCUCGUUCGGCGUGGUGUACCAGGCCAAGCUGUGCGACUCGGGCGAGCUGGUGGCCAUCAAGAAGGUCCUGCAGGACAAGAGGUUCAAGAACCGUGAGCUGCAGAUCAUGAGGAAGCUGGAUCACUGUAACAUCGUGCGUUUGCGUUACUUCUUCUACUCCAGCGGAGACAAGAAGGAUGAGGUGUAUCUGAACCUGGUGUUGGACUACGUCCCAGAGACGGUGUACAGAGUGGCCAGACACUACAGCCGGGCCAAGCAGACUCUGCCCAUGGUGUAUGUGAAGCUCUACAUGUACCAGCUCUUCCGCAGUCUGGCCUACAUACAUUCCUUUGGGAUCUGCCACCGGGACAUCAAACCCCAAAACCUGCUGCUGGACCCCGAGACCGCCGUCCUCAAGCUCUGCGAUUUCGGGAGUGCGAAGCAGCUGGUCCGUGGCGAGCCCAACGUGUCCUACAUCUGCUCCCGGUACUACAGAGCCCCCGAGCUCAUCUUCGGAGCCACAGACUACACCUCCAGCAUAGACGUGUGGUCAGCUGGUUGUGUGCUAGCGGAACUGUUGCUAGGGCAACCCAUCUUCCCCGGUGACAGUGGAGUGGAUCAGCUGGUUGAGAUCAUCAAGGUUUUGGGGACCCCCACGAGGGAACAGAUCCGCGAGAUGAACCCCAAUUACACCGAGUUCAAGUUCCCCCAGAUUAAGGCGCACCCAUGGACUAAGGUGAGUCAACAGGUGUUCCGGCCUCGCACGCCCCCGGAGGCGAUAGCGCUGUGCUCGCGGCUGCUGGAGUACACCCCCACCGCCCGCCUCACCCCCCUGGAGGCCUGCGCCCACUCUUUCUUCGACGAGCUGCGGGACCCCAACGUCAAGCUGCCCAACGGGAGGGAGAAGCCCUCGCUCUUCAACUUCACCACCCAAGAGCUCUCCAGUAGUCCCUCUCUAGCCUCCAUCCUAAUCCCCGCCCACGCCCGCAGUCAAGCUGGAGCCUCCACCCCCACCAACGCCUCUGCCACUUCAGAUGCCAACAGCGGAGAUCGCGGCCAGACCCCCAACACCGCCUCCGCCUCCGCCUCCAACUCCACUUGAGCCCGCGGCACCCUGGAGGCCCGCCCCCUCUGCCUGGGGCCACACCCACCCUGCUGCUCGCUAGCCCCGCCCAUGUCCUGGGGAGGGAGGGGCCGCAAAAGGAAGGCGGGGAUUUGGAACAAACAAACAAACAAAAAAAGGAACAAACACAAUGAAACCAAUCAGACUGCGUGAACCCCCCCCCACCACCAACCCCAACCCCACCAACCCCAUCACCAACACCACACGUCCCCAUGUGAUUGUCUUCGUUUAGUUUUUGUUUUUUGUUUUUGUUUUUUUUUUGUAUGGAUUAACGGUAAUGUGUAUGAAAACUGUGCUCACUGAGAGAGUGGAAGGGGUUGGAUGAGGGGGGAGGAGGGGCGAUCAGUACAUGAGUAUAAAUAUAUAUAAAUAUAUAAAUAUACAGUAAAUAAUAAGAGUAAUAUUCAUGUUUAUCCCUGGACAAUCUUUUUAGCGAAGCAUUACUGUAGCUAUAACCAUCUUCCACCCAGCACCCCAAUGGUUACUUUGCCCCCACCCCCUACCCCUGUGCUCUCUCCUGUGCCCCGUGCUGUAUGAUGACCCCUGACCCCUGACCCCUGACCCUGGUCCAUAGGCAGACUUCCCUUGCCGAGUCCUUGUGGAAGCGCAGGGCCUGAAUUUGGUUGGGAGCACCAGCAGACUGAACAGGAUCAGUAGAAGGCUCAGGACGUGAAUCCCUGACUCCCCGAUCCUCACAGCCCCAGUGUGUCAUAUUCCUCGGUUUCUCUCUGAUAACGGCAGUCCUUGGGAAAGAAUCGUGUAGCUCAUUGCAGAAGUCAUGAAGAGUUUUUUUAAAUUUUUUAAAUGAAACUAGGACAAUUUCAUUUUUUUAUUUUUUUAUUUUUUUUUCUUGGGUAGGUGGGGGCGAGAGGUGGGAAUGGGAACUUUUAAGAGUGACGUGUGCGUGUACAGUACAGCGGCGUGCUUGUAUUAUAUAUACAUGCACAGUUUAUAUAUUACUUUGCAUUAUGUAAAAAAAGUAAAUCUAUAUAUAUAAAUAUAUAUAUGAGAAAUGUAUAUGAGAAGGUUGCGCGGGUUUGUGGAGCCGUGGGGGUCGGAGUGAAGGGCAGCGACGCUAUUGGCUGCCGUCUAACGACACUGAGGACCGACGUCCUCUCUUCCGCCUCCGCUUCGCCAGGGACGUGGAAAUAAUAUUUAACUUCCUAAUUUGCAUUACCUUAUUUAUUAGUGCAUGUGACUUACCGCAUAGACAUCCAGCUGUAUGUAUGUGUUGUAGAUAUUCUAGGGAGAUGGGGGGGGGGGGUACAGGUUAUUGUGGGGGGGGGGGUUGCUUAUGGGUCUGCAGGAUUGUUUUGGGGUGCAGGAAAGACGGGGGACUCCUCCGGUGAUGUCCUCCUCGUUCUUUUCUUCUUUUUCUUCCGUGGAGCUGUGAGAGUGGUGUGACGUUCCCCUCCCCUGUUCCUGGGGUGCCGGCAGGGCCCCCGUUUGGGAGGCUGAGUGCUGGAAUGUCAGUAAAAAGGCACGUUUAAGCUUCCGCGCGUAUUUUUUUUGACGCGUUGUGCGUGAACAGGCCACGCCCCCGAGCCUCUGUUCUCGCUCUCUCCCCGCCCAGCUGUGAGCUGUCACUCAAACGGACCGAGCGCAGCGUCCGCCUGCAACGGGCCGGUCCCGCCCCGGUCUGCCGGUGAAGCUCCGCCCCCCUGUUCUGGUGAGCACUCUGCUCGGAACGCCGGGGCUUGUGGGUAAACGGGCGAGACGGGGGGUGGGGGGGGGUGUGAGUGUGGGGGUGUCGCGUGACUCCCCAGAACAGGCCAGCACCCGGGCUCACGCGGAGCGUGUCGUUGGACGGGUUUGGCUCCCGGUGGCCGGGGCGGGGCUGGGAUCGUUUCCCCCGGUUACGGUUUGGGUGGGCGGUGCGCUUGUGCCCACCCCUCGCGGGUCCUCCUGGUCCUCACGGGGCUCGGGCGCCUCUGGGAAGGCCCGUCGUCCGUCGCCGGCGACGCUUUCAGUCCUUUAUUUUAUCCUUUCUUUUUACCUGAAGCCAUUGCGGAGGUGUAGCGCGUCCGUUUGUCGUUUAUUCAUCCCCCUUUCCCUCUCCUGCCCCCUGCUGGCCGUCCCGGGCCGCGGCGCGGAACCCGUCUCUCAGUGCUGACACAAAGAGGCUUAACAAGAAAAAAAAAGAUUGAAAAACAGUUUUUAAAAAUGUGUAUAUAUUAGGUGCUCCUCACCAAAUUCUGGCUUGUACUUUUAUCUUUUUUUCUUUUUUUUGUGUAUGGUAUGUAAAUAUGCAGACCCAAGAACUGUUAAUGAGCAAAAAAAAAAAAAAAAAAAAAGAAAGAGAGAAAUCAAAAGGACAAAAAGAAAUCAGGGCAAUGAUGAUCGUUUAUUAAUAAAAAAUUAUAGAUGAGCAUUUCCCAGCCAUAUAGUUUAAUUGUAACUGUACAGUAGGUGCCGGCUAUAUUAUUGUAACAAUAACUAGUAAUGUAUAGUGUAUCUAUAGUUUGGAGUGCCUUUGCUGACGUUAUCCCCCCCUCCCUCCCCCCAACCCCUCCAUCCCUUGUUCCUGCUUCUCGAACCCCCCCCCCCCCCCUCCAGGGGGAGUGCUGUUGAAUUGCUAGUCCCUCUGAGUUCUUCCACAGCCAGCCAUGUUCACUUUACACCUUAUUUUUAAAGCUCUUUUUAACCUCCGGAUACAUCUCUCUUAUGCCGUAUUUUUAAUUAAUGUAGCGUCUUUUUUAAAAACUCAUUUUCCCCCUCCUGUAAACUCCUGUGGGAAGUUAAACUGAUUUUAAAGCAGUGAUUUUAGCUUGAGUUAGCUCUCUCUGUCUCCCUCUCCCUCCCCCCCCCUCUCUCUCUCUCUCUCUCUCUCUCUCUCUCUCUCUCUCUCUCUCUCCCUCUCCAUCUCAUGUCUGUGCACAGAUUCUGAGAGCUCUGUGGUUGUAAUGUCUGCUGUGUCUUGGUUGGAGUUGUAACGGUGAAGCGCAGAUGUCUGUCCGAUUCCUCUCCUGGUACCAAAGUGAAUCAGUGUAGUCUAUUGUUGACCCAGCUAUUUAAGAGGCAAUAACGAUUUAAUAUGUAGGAUUUUUUUUUUUUCCUGUUAGUGAACUGUAGCGCAAAUUCAACAGCACUCAGUGGGACAAAUAUCAUGUAGCCCCCCUCUCCCUUUGGUGAUUUUAUAUAUGUAUAUAUAUCAUUAUAUAUAUAUAUAAAAGGUGCUUGCUUGUAAUAUUUGCAUUCAUAGAUGUGUUGCUAUCCAAUCACCUGGCCUGUAAAACAAAUCGUGUGACCACUUCUUGUGACGAAAGUUAAAAUAAAAUUUUAAAAAAGAAGAAAAAAAAUGUAAAAACACAAAGUUCAAAAGAUAAAUUUAAAAAAAAAUGAAAAAAGGACUGUGAGAUAUAUACAGACUAUCGCAUACACCUUGUGGAAAAAAACUGUCUUGAUUUAAAAUAAGUAAAAAAUAUGACAAAACAACCUGUAUACCAUUACUACUACUUGAAUGCCUCUGUUUGUGACUGAAAUUUUUAUUUCAUUUUAAAUAUAAACUUUUUUUUUCUGUGAAAGUAUGCUAAAUGUUUCCCUCUCCUUGUAAAUAUGUCCGUUUUGUUCCUCUGUGUGACUUGGUUCAAAGAAAUAGUUACCUGGUACUGUAAUUUGCAUUAAAUAAAGAGUAGGAUAGCCUGGAAAUGAA